This is a messenger RNA of Clonostachys solani, 1464 nucleotides long. Lineage: Eukaryota; Fungi; Ascomycota; Sordariomycetes; Hypocreales; Bionectriaceae. The record is from the annotation of a GenBank genome assembly.
AUGGCCACAAUCACAGAUCCUGGGGUCUCUCCGACCAAGGGAAACCAUAUCCAAACCACUGCUGUUGAUGUUCGAGAUUCAGAUCAGGAGGAUCAUGUGGGGAAACAUCCGCAGCACCUCCUCGGGAUAAAACUACCCCGUUACUUCGACAAGGACGAAGAUAGGACACUGGUCCGGAAACUCGACCUCUUCCUUUUCAACGCCUACGUGUCUGGCAUGAAGGAAGAUCUAUCCCUUAUUGGAAAUGAACUGAACUACUUCUCGACAACUUUCAAUUGUGGCAUUAUUGCUGGAGCAGUCCCUCUCAUGUUGCUUUCGACACACGUCAGACCGUCCAUCAUCUUGCCAACCUGUGAGCUCGCCUGGACAUUUCUCGUCAUGGGAAUUGCCGGUGCCAAAACGGCCGGCGCGGUGUACGGCCUACGCUUCGCCAUUGGCUUUUUUCAAGGAAUCGCGUUCCCCGGUUUUGCUGCGCUUCUUGGCUCAUGGUACACCCCCUCUGAGCUGGGUAAGAGGAUGGCCAUGUACGAAGUGUCGGCGAGAGUGGCGGGUAUGUUUUCGGGUUAUAUUCAAGCCGGCCUUUACGAAAAUAUGAACGGGAAAGGCAUGGCUAGUUGGAGGCAAGGCUAUAAAGAAUCCUACAUGAUCCAAGAAGUCACACUGGCCAUUGAUAGGAUGGAACGCGUCGGUCGCCAGCCUGUCCAGAAAAUUACCUGGGCCCGUUUCAAGAGCAUCUGGACAACUUGGCAUGUCUACCUCUUCGUCAUCUGCUACUUGUACGUUUACUCUAUGUUGAAGCCGACAACAAAUCACUCAUUUAUCCCUAGUCUAUACGGAGCUUUCUCUUGGGGAGAUGGCUACUUCAAUCUGUGGCUCCAAUCUCUUGGCAAGUACACUGUGCCUCAGCUCAACAAUAUCCCGACAGCUGGACAGGGAGCUGCUCUCAUCAACUCGAUCAUUAGUGGAAUCAUUUCCGAUUGGUUGCAAAACCGUCCAGUAGUCAUUGUUGCAAAUAUGCUACUAUGUCUAGCUGGAAAUGCUUUCGUGGCAGUAUGGGAAGCCCCAGAGGGCCUGAAGUUUGCUGGGUACAUCUUCAUCACCGCAGGCCUUCCCGCUCAGUCCAUCACCAUUGCCUGGUUGAAUGAGGUCUGCCAGGGUAACGGCGCACUCCGUGGGCUUAUCGUGUCAAUUGGAAACACCAUGGUCUACGCAAUUAAUGCCUGGGCUCUUGUCCUGCUUUUCCCGGCUAUCGACGCACCCCAUUACGAUUACGGAUACCAAGUCUGCGCAGGAAUGAUUGGACUCGCUAUUGUCACUGUUGGCGUGAUCCUGUUCCAAAUCAGGAGAGACUUGAAUAAUGGCAAGGCCAUACGCAACGACGAAGGCCUUUUGGAGUUCAAAGCAUGGACCGCCGAGAACCACGAUAAUCAAGAGCAGGAGGCACCUAACCCUAGUCAUGCCUGA